This is a messenger RNA of Suillus plorans, 684 nucleotides long. RefSeq lists its product as uncharacterized. The coding region runs from base 1 to 684 and encodes 227 amino acids. The record is from RefSeq and is a predicted model, not a curated record. NCBI's taxonomy places the organism in Eukaryota, Fungi, Basidiomycota, Agaricomycetes, Boletales, Suillaceae. The transcript has 3 exons.
AUGGCCCGUCCAAUCAUUCAUACUACUCCCGAGGCAAAAUUAGCCGCUGCCCGUGAAAAGCGCCAACGCUAUUAUGCUAAUGUUCCUGACUCACAGGCUUGUCCCAAAAGACACAAAGACCUAAUUCUCCAGAGACGGAGACAACUUCGUCCCCCCAAGCGUGACAUGAAGGAAUCACGGAAGAUGUUGAAAGCUAUUUCCAAAGCUUUACAUGGCUCUGACAGCGAUGAGGACUCCAAGUCUGAAUCUUCGGAUGAUGAGAGUUCCGAGUCCUCUGACGCAGACAACCUAUCCGAUCUCACGCAGUGUUUGUUCGCUCUCAAGAUUAUCAAGGACGAGAUGUUGACAUUGACAGAUGAUCCUUGCGCCUUUGUCCAAAGUGUCUUCUCAGAGUAUGUCAAGACUCUGGAUGGCAGCGUUAAAGGUGAUGUCACCAUCCUCGAAAAACCAAUGGCCACGGUUGAAGGUUUACUCAAGCGCGUAAUUCCCAUCCACGAUCAGAUUCUUAAUUUCUGUGGGAUCUCACCUGAGUGGCGAGCCGUUGACUCGGUGUCCCGCUUCUUGAGGACUAUUCUUGCAUACCUAGAGGAUAUCCUAGGUCUUGUGACAUUUGACGGAGCUGGAGAGCUUGCAGUGGCUCACUCGAUGGGUGAAUUUAUGUAUCAGAAGGGCAUCAGACUUUGA